GAUUUUAUAAACAAGAGAUGAAUGAUAUUAAACAAGAGGCUCAGGUGACUGAACAUGAAAACAUCUCUGUUUAUGGUCAAAAGAAAUCCAUUUCUGAUCGAUUGUCUUUGUAUUUUGCCAGUAUUGCUCUAUUAUCUGAUGGAUAUCAAGCCUUGAUUGUUUCUUCAGUAGAAAGUUGUUUAUCUCGAAUCUAUGGUUCUUCUGUUUUGGAUUCUACUCUUACUGCUCGUGUCAGUAACGCGCUUUUAAUUGGUGAUAUUGUUGGUAUGCUUGGAUUUGGUUUGAUCAUUGAUCGUUUGGGUAGAAAGUUUGGUAUUGUUUUAUGUACUUUCUUUGUAUGUUUGGGUAUUAUUCUAGCCACUGCUUCUAGCGGUACAACUCCAACUGGUUUGAUUUGGAUGCUGAUCAUUGCUCGUGGUAUUACUGGUGUUGGCGUUGGUGGUGAAUAUCCUUGCUCAUCUGUCACUGCUGGUGAAGCAGCAGAAGAAUCGGGUCGUAGUCGUGGGUUUUGGUUAAUUGUCAGUGGUAACUUUGUCAUUGAUUGUGGAUUUGUCAUUGCCGCUAUUGUUCCAGUUAUUUUAUUGGCGAUUUGUGGUGAAGGUGGUUUAGAAGUAGUAUGGCGAUUAUCUAUUGGUCUUGGAUUAUUACUGCCAAUCAAUGUUCUCUAUUUCCGGUUGAAGAUGAUCAAUUCCGAUGCCUAUCAAAAAGAAGCUCUGACACAAAAUGUACCUUAUCUGUUGAUCCUCAAGCACUAUUGGCCUAAACUAUUGGUAACGGGUGGGAUCUGGUUCUUGUAUGAUUUCGUUACAUAUUCUUUUGGUAUCUUUUCUGACACUAUUUUGGCCCUUGCUGUACCUGCCAAUUCUUUAAUGCAAACCUUCGAAUGGAAUAUUGUACUUAAUGUCUUUUAUCCUUUUGGUGCCUUGGCUGGUGCAUUUUUGAUUGAUCGAAUAGGACGCAAGUAUCUGAUGGCUGGUGGAUUUUUGAUUCAAGCUGUGCUUGGUAUCAUCAUUGGUGCUUUGGCUAAACAGAUCGUUGGUAUCUUUCCCUUAUUUGUUAUUCUGUAUGGGUUCUUCCUUUUCUUUGGUGAAAUCGGUCCUGGUGAUGUUACUUUAACCUUCUCGGAACAAUACCCUACAGCUAUUAGAGGUACAUGUUUUGGCCUCUCUGCCGCAUUGGGAAAGGCUGGUGCUGCUAUUGGUACUCAAGUAUUCAAACCUAUCCUUGCAGCUUUGGCAGAAAAAACAGGAGAUCCUAUUGUUGCACAAGGUUAUGUCUUUAUCAUUGGUUCUGGUAUUGCUCUUAUUGGUGCUGCAUUAACUAUUCUCUUUGUACCUGACAUGAGCAAGCAAAAAAUGGAUACUCUUGAUGAAGAAUUCCGAAAGAUCCUUAGUGAUCAUGGCUAUAAUGUAAAUCAGCUUGGUAUGAUACAAGUUGAAGAACACAAAGAAGAAAUUGCACAAGAUAACAAGUUAGAAUCAUAG
Molecule: messenger RNA, 1484 nt
Organism: Halteromyces radiatus
Lineage: Eukaryota; Fungi; Mucoromycota; Mucoromycetes; Mucorales; Cunninghamellaceae
Product: major facilitator superfamily domain-containing protein
Exons: 7
Coding region: 18-1484 (488 amino acids)
Biological process (GO): carboxylic acid transport; transmembrane transport
Cellular component (GO): plasma membrane
Molecular function (GO): carboxylic acid transmembrane transporter activity
Source: RefSeq, a predicted model, not a curated record